AUGUCUGCUUGCACUAACACCACCUGGUACCUGACCAACAUCCCCUCAGGUCUUAAGGUUUUCAAUGUAACCUUUAAGGGUUUUGAUAAUAAGGCCAAAUCAGGCAGCAGCAACAGCAGCGGGAAAUUAGGGGAAUGCAGGUGUGCCUCUUUGAUGGAACAAACACGGGUUGAUGUUGAUAGCUCUGUCUCUGACAUGAGAGAUGUGGACUUGGUUCCAGUAUUCCUAGAUCGGGGGAUUGAUAAUGAGAUAUUUCAAUUCUUUGUGGAGAGUCAAGGGUGUCAUAUUUCAACCUCUAUUCAUAGAUGUAGAGGUUCGGGUCCUACCAUCAAUUCAAGUUCCCAACCAAACUCAACAAUUCAAUGUUAUUCCACACUUAUCCCUGAUGAUCUUGAUAAUUUUUGUGAAGUUGCAUAUGCCAGUUUAGUGCUGUACUCUAGCGGUCUGAUCAGGACCAUGUACAACCUCAAGUUGAAUUAG
Dovyalis caffra is the source of this 480-nucleotide messenger RNA. The record is from the annotation of a GenBank genome assembly. Lineage: Eukaryota; Viridiplantae; Streptophyta; Magnoliopsida; Malpighiales; Salicaceae.